AGCAAAUCCAGUUCAAUUCCGAGUGUUUCAAACUCUUAACAAUGGAAUCUCUAGCACUUCCCUCUCUCAGUGCUCUUACAGUGUCAACUUCAAGUUUUCACAAAGAACAAAGCAAAAAAUUAUUGGGGAAAGCUCGUCACUUCAACUCCCUGAAGCCAUCUUCUCUCAAACUUACACCAUCUAUUAGUACUCACCCUUUUAAUUCAGGUGGUAUUCGAAUGCAAGCUGGUGAGGAAGAUUACGACUUGAGGCAAAUGAGAGACAUGGCUGCUGCAAAGAAGAGAUGGGAUGCUCUGCUCAGGGAAGGAAAAGUAAAGGUACUUGCACCGAGGGAAGCUGGCUAUGCGAUUCAACUCUCUAACAAAACCUUACUUGAUGUUCGUCCCUCUAGUGAGCAUGUGAAGGCUUGGGUUAAAGGCUCAACCUGGAUACCGAUCUUUGAUGUUGAUAAUGGAUUUGAUGCUGGAACACUUUCCAGAAAGAUCACAACUUUUGCAAUGGGUGGUUGGUGGAGUGGUGCGCCUACAUUAUCUUAUAAUAAGCAGUUCUUAUCAAAAGUUGAGGAGAAACUCCCCAAAGAUACAGAUGUUAUUGUUGCAUGCCAGAAAGGAUUGAGAUCUCUAGCUGCUUGUGAGCUACUAUACAAUGCUGGAUACAGAAACCUUUUCUGGGUUCAAGGGGGUCUAGAGACUGCUGAAGAAGAGGAUCUUACCAGAGAAGGUUCUCAGCCUUUGAAGUUUGCUGGAAUUGGAGGGGUUUCUGAGUUCCUUGGUUGGACAGAUCAACAAAGAGUUCAAGCCGCCAGAGAAGGUUGGGGUUACCGAUUAAUGUUCUCUGCACGUCUGGUUGGGGUCUUUAUUGUUGCUGAUGCCUUAUUUAUUGGUGCACAACAAGUAGGUCGUUAUAUCCAAGACAUAAGAUCUCACUAAUGUUCAUUGGCUAGGCUUGAAGGUAGUCGAUUGUAACAUAUGAGGGACAACAGUACUUUAGUUCUGGUUCACUGCACAGAAUCCAGAGAUUUGCUGAGGAUCCCAGUUUUUGAGUUAGAGUAGUUCUCAAAGCAGUGACAUACCUGCGACAGCUGAAAAUUCGAAACCAAUUGUUUUCGUGCUGUGAACUAGUUCUGCAGUGAUUCUCGUGGUCAUAAUUUGUCACAUGGUGCUGGCUUGUAAAGAAAUUUUGCUUAAUCACUUGCUUUCCUGUAUAUGUUUAUGGUUCUGUGAAUUUUGUUGCCUAAAAUGUGUCUUUCUCUGUUAAAUUUAUAUGACCUUCCAGCAGCAUUUUACUUUGUUGUACUAGAGUUUAUAGGUCAUCUGGCCAUCAACUGGCAACUCAGCUGAGCAGACUUGCACGACUGAACGAACUGUGAAUUGGUGCUAUUGUCCAAAUUAGUAGAAUUCCUUCUUAAAUUUUUAUCUAUUUAUUCACAGUUUUUCUUAUUUGUUGGAUUUGUUAAACCUGCUACUAGAUGGACUGGGUUCAUAAACCAAACUAGUUUUUGCUCCCAUUGUUGACCACAUGUCAAACCUCUUUCUCCAAUAGAA
This is a messenger RNA of Pistacia vera, 1544 nucleotides long. RefSeq names its product rhodanese-like domain-containing protein 11, chloroplastic. NCBI's taxonomy places the organism in Eukaryota, Viridiplantae, Streptophyta, Magnoliopsida, Sapindales, Anacardiaceae. Bases 42 to 929 code for a protein of 295 amino acids. The record is from RefSeq and is a predicted model, not a curated record. The transcript is spliced from 10 exons.